Messenger RNA from Blastocystis hominis, 943 nucleotides. RefSeq lists its product as hypothetical. The coding region runs from base 46 to 810 and encodes 254 amino acids. Gene Ontology annotation, biological process: negative regulation of DNA-templated transcription. The record is from RefSeq and is a predicted model, not a curated record. The transcript has 4 exons. NCBI's taxonomy places the organism in Eukaryota, Bigyra, Opalinata, Blastocystidae.
AUCUUUAAAGACCCCGUCCUAAUUUAUCAAAGUACGUAAUAAGUGAUGGAGUCAACUCUUCGUAAUCGGUUAUCUCAAAAAUCUAUGGAUCGCAUGCAGAAGAUCCAUGAAAAGUACACGGAAUCUAACAAGGAAAAAGCUGCUAUUGAGUCCGAAGUUCUCUAUGCUUCAACGGAAGCAGCGGAGGGCGAGACCGUUAAGGAGGAAAAUAGCGUUUCAACCCUAUCGGACGAACCGAUAUCACUGGAGGAGUACAAGACUCAAAUUGACGAGGCAUUGCGCGAAUAUUUUGUCACGGACGAUGUUAUGGAAAUUCUAUACUGCAUCGAAGAGCUGGAUGCCCCUCUCUACCGAUACCAAGUGGUGAUGCGUGCCAUCUCCCUCGCUGUCGACCGGGGCUCCAAAGAGAAGGAGCUGGUGUCCCGUUUGUUCUCUGUGGGAUUCAGCCACUACCUCUCGCUGUUCCAAGUGACGAAGGGCUUCGAGAAGCUGUUCGAGCGUCUGUCCGACCUGCAGCUGGACUGUCCGCACAUCGCCGACGACCUGAGCAAGUUCCUCGCGCGCGCCAUCACCGACGAGGUGCUCCCUCCGUCGAUUCUGAACGACUUCAUCCUGAAGGAGUACGGCGCGGAGGUGCUGACGAUGACGGAGACGCUGCUGAACAUGCCGCACUCGUUCGAGUACAUGGAGCGAGUCUGGGGCGCGCGCAUCGCCGCGCUGGAGGACAUUCAGAUGACGAAGAAGCUGCUGGUGGAUGCCAUCGCGGAGUUCUACGACAGCCACGACGCGGCCGAAGUCGAGGAUCGAUGAGGGACUGAGGAGUAGUGUGUGCGCUGCGUGGCCGAGCUGGACGCGCCGUAUUACCUCCACCAGUUCGUGAAGAAGGCCGUCGAGAUCGCCAUGGACGACGAGAAGAAGCGCAUCCCGCUCUGCAUCCAGCUGC